Messenger RNA from Mya arenaria, 767 nucleotides. RefSeq lists its product as uncharacterized. The coding region runs from base 71 to 754 and encodes 227 amino acids. The transcript has 3 exons. Lineage: Eukaryota; Metazoa; Mollusca; Bivalvia; Myida; Myidae. The record is from RefSeq and is a predicted model, not a curated record.
CAGCACAGGACAGUCGCCUAGUUUAUCUAUCAUAACAAAACGAAGGCAUUGGAAUAUCGGACGUACAAACAUGCUGUUGUUUUUUCUGUUUCCACUUCUUCAAGGAAUAGCUGGAUUUGUCUUGGAUGGUAACGGGCCAUCGGCGGCGUUCUUUGAGCCGCUUAUGGUAGGGGAGCUGGAGGAGAGUGGAUGGCGAAUGAUAUUUCGUGCCACUUCCGGUAACGGUGCGGACGUACACCAGGCGUGGACGAACGGUCUUAAAACAACGACCGUAAAACCCGUAUCGAUGAAGCGCUCGUACGACCAGCAUUUCAGGGACCAAGCCGUCAAUAACUGGCAGACGUUGAACGUCAGAUUGGUCAAGAUCGCGCUGUACAAGCAGUCAAAGGAAGUAGCAUACAUCGUUUUCAACGCCAUAGGCUCCGAUCUGACGUCAUGGUUUGACAGAGUUCGGGUUGAAGAUUCCAGCUGGUCUGACGUCACGGCAACAAACACGUACAAUUUCUUCUCGAUUCAAGGUCACGACAACGGCCUUGACCUUGAGCGGACCUUCUUCAUUAACCAAGAGUACGGGGGCUGUGACGCCGACCUUGGGAACUUGGUCGUGGUAGAACAUGACGGUGGUUGCAACUGGGACCACCAACCCCGCUACCCGCAGUUCCUCUACUCGGACAUGAAUAGCGCCGACUUCUGGAACAGGCGUCAGUUUGGGAGGGCCGAUUAUCUCGCCAUCUUUAUAUACAGCGGUCAAUAAAUGUUAUCGCAAG